AUGAUGUCCAUGUAGCAACUAAAUUCCUCUUCUAUUGUCAAUUUUAUGGCUUAGGAUAGAACGAUGACCAAUGCUCUUAGAAUAGGGCUAAAGAAAAAAACAUUUUGAAAAAUAACUGACCAGAAAAUAAUCACCUUACUUAUGUAUUUAUUGUGAAUCUGAAUGGGAUUGUAUUUCGUCAUGUCAGAUCCUGGUUCAAAUUGGAAACUUAAUUCUUCUAGUUCUUGAUACAUCUAGAAAAAAUAUUUAUAUGAUUCCUUUCUAGAGUGGUAAAAAAUCAUCCAGCUCUUUAUUUGGUUCGUUACAUAGAUUUAUAACACAGAAUGCCCUACCUUUCGAUAGUUACCUCCAGGUGAACUCCCUGGUAUGUAAAUAGUAAUAAUCAUUCUCACAGUAUUCUUUGCAAUGUGACAACUACAGGGUUUGUCUAUGUCCUACUUCUAAACCACUUUUUGGGAUCCCUUGCGAGACCACUUUACCCUCUUCCCAGCAAAUUUAAUACAGAUAAGCAACAAUUGCAAACUUUUCGUCCGUUCAACAUUGCACAUCGAGGCUCAAAUGGUGAAUUUCCUGAGGAAACUGCUGCUUCAUACGUGGUACGUGACAUUUGACACUUUAUCAUUUAUUAUAUAUACUAUCUGGAAUCAACUGCAAGACGAAUUCUUCAGAAAAAGACACAAGACCAUAUCAAAUCGGUAAAGUCACUGAAAAAAAUUGUUAUGCGUGUCUGAUUUCAUGAGAUGGGCCUGAAAAGAAAGUAGCCUAUUUCUUGGUACUCUAAUAAUGUCUUUCAAUUAAAAACUUCCUGAAUAAUGGAUUGAUUUAAAAUCUCUGAGCAAUCACGUUGCUCUCACAGAGCUGGCAACAUGUUUGAUAGGGCAAAUCACUGGCAACUUAUGGCUAGAAUUGUAUAGUAGGGCACUAUGCUAAUUUACUUGAAUGCAGUUUGCUUCUGAUUUCCAUUAGUGUGACAACUGAAUUUAGUAUCAAAAUUUGGGACAACUUUGCACGGCUGCAGAGAGCUAUUGAAGAAGGAGCUGAUUUUCUAGAGACUGAUAUCCUUGCCAGUAAAGACGGGGUACUCAUAUGUUUUCAUGAUGUGAUCCUAGAUAAUACUACUAAUGUUGCUGAUUAUAAGGAAUUCAGUGAUCGUCAAAGGACCUAUGAAGUUCAAGGAGAUGAUAUAACUGGAUGGUUUGUAGGUAAGCAUAUGAUGCAGCAUUCUCUUCCUUGUUCGGGUAUUUUUUUCAAUUCACUAAAUGAUAUCUAUUAUCUUUUUAGUAAUCUUUAUGUUUUCUUAAUUUAUGUAUCUAGAUUUGGAAAUUGAAUGAAAAAGAUUUAUCGGAUAAGACAUUACGGACAUGACUUUGAAUUUUAUUUAUUCUGCUUGCUUGUUGCUACUUAUGACAUGAAAAUACUUUUUUAUAUUCUGAAAGUAUAAGGAGACCUAUUGUCUGUAAAUUGAGGAUCCAUGAACAUGUUUGUUUGUUAGUUCUUUUGGUUGAAAUGAUAACCGAUCUGUCAUCAAGUUUUUGAGUUUUUUAUGAUUUUUCUGAUCAACUGGUACACCUCUCGGCUUUUCUUCUAUUCAGUCCCACUGGCUCCUUGGGAACAUGAGUUUUGUUUUGAUUUUAGUGCAACAAAUGUCAAUCGAUCCCUUCAACUGGUCAUUCAUCUUCUUUCUCUUGUGCAUAUGGACAAUCUAUGUGGCUUUCUUAUGGCAUAAAUUUCUUUUACUGCUACUACAGUAGAGAGAAAUUAUUAUUUCUUCAUAGAAGUAAUUUUCUAUUGUUUUUAACGGAAAGGGAGAAAGCGUGCCACCAGAUUAGUGUGUCUUUGCAGCAUAGUCUAAUAUUAUUGCAUAAUUAUGUGACAGUUGACUUCACAAUUGCGGAACUAAAGACAUUAAAAGUGAAGCAGAGAUACCAAUUCCGUGAUCAACAAUACAAUGGUUAGUUGCUCUCUAGAAGCACAUUCAAGUGGCAGAUGUGCAAUGAGAUUUAUUUUAUUUUAGAUAUUAUGUCUUUAUUUAUCUCGAUUUUCACUGCUUCAUUUUGAUGUCCUCUCGAGCAACCAUUGAGCAGAAGUAUUAUAAUGUCGGCGAAUGUAAAAAAAUGAUUAAGGGUAUUUUCACUUCAUCAUGAACAGAAAAAGUUAGCAACCACUGCAACGUCCACCUAUAUGUGAUAGGGGUAACAUGAAAUCCUUUUGAAUGAGUUGUAUGCCAUAAGUGUUUUUUCUAUAUUUUGUUUUCAGAUGAUGUGAAACAUUGUAGACUUCCCUAAAUCUGCUGGCCUUACCUUCUGAGGCCCUAGACAAAAGAGUUAUCAUUUAUUUAGGCCCUUUUCUGGCAACGUAAUUAGUGGCCUAUGAGGGGUCUGUAACAGCAUCAAGGUGCUUCAAAGCGUCAUUUGACAGCCAAAGUUGGAGCAUUCGGUGAAGAGAGAAUGAGCACCAUUCACCUUUCCAAAAAUAGAAAAACACUGGUUAUUUUUCUCUAGCAUAAUACAUUUAUGUAUGCCAACCAUUCUUUUGGCUUAGAGAAAAAUUAGGAUGAUGAAAUAUCCUAUCCUAACAAUGAUCAAAUAAAUAAAUACCAAUGUCAAAUGUCAAACAAGUUGUUUCACUUUUAUGUCAUGGAAAUUUAUUUCAUUAACGUUGUUACUAAGCAUGUUUGGCUGCUACUUUUCUGCUACUCUUUUGAUGUCAACCAAAGUAUUGUUCUUUUAUGAUUCUCUGGUUGUGAAUUCGUAAGUCUCUGCUGGAAUUUUUUUCUAUAAUUUGAACGAUAGUGCCCAUUAUAGGGGUGCUAUCUGUCAACUGGCUGUCACUUUCAUAUUUCUUGCCUGCUUCCCUCAAAUGGAGCCUUGAUCGAUAGAUCAAAUGUUCUUUCAAUCGCAAUGCUAGUGUCUUUAUGUUUAAUUAUAAAAAUAAAGGAAACAAUAGCAAUGAUCCCUUCUUUCUCACAGAUCCUGGAAAUGCCCUCAUUACUUCUUAAAUUGUAGGGAAAUUCUCGAUUAUUACUUUCGAAGAGUUCAUUUCAAUUGCAUUAGACGCACCACGAGUCGUUGGGAUCUACCCAGAAAUAAAGAACCCAGUUUUCAUCAACCAGCAUGUAAGUAAAUUAAGUCUCUUUUUCUUUCAAUUUCAGAAUUUGAUGUAUAUUGUCGUAUCAGAUUAUGUUCUUCUAAAUUCAAAUCCUUUGAAGAAGUAAUGGUUUUCUAGGCUACACCUGAUUGCAUUAAACGGUUCUUCCUUGGUUCAUACAAGGCAGUUCAAGUAAGGUCGCAGAAAGAGAACAAUUUUCUGGUGUUACAAUAUUUAUUCUAUCAUUAUUUGUGUGUAAGACCCUGCAUAACAAGGUUAGAUUCGAGACAAAAAAAAAGUGAAAGAAAAGUAAUAUGAUGACAUGUUUUUCCUAGGUUUUCUGCAACUUCUGUCAUAGUCUUUCAAUCUACGUAUAAUCUCUGCAUCUGGUGUUGUCCACUGGAAUCUUCUUUGCUCGGGGUCUCUGGUAUUGAAAAAGCUCGAAUAGUGUCAAUAAUUUUAGAUUGAGAGUCAAGAACCACAUGUGUCUUUGACUUUUGGAUUUAUGUUAAGAACUUGAGAAAUCUUUUUGUAGCCAAAACAAGCAGCGCUAUAUUAGGAUAUGGAUUUGCCCGUCUUUGUUGUUUGUGGAGAGUUUAUGGUCGGCAUUUUUUACCCAGUUUAUUCACUUUUCAGUUUUUUUAGGGUUUCUCUGCUAAUCCUUUUCUUAUUAAUGCAUCAAGACACUGAAAUGUUGUCAAUCCUGACAGGUUAAAUGGUUGGGCGGAAAGAGGUUUGAAGACAUUUUUGUCGACAUACUGCUGAGAAAUGGUUACAAAGGCCCUUACAUGUCAGACGAUUGGCUAAAACAACCAGUCUUUAUACAGUCUUUUGCUCCAACAUCCCUUGUUUAUGCUUCAAAGUUGAUUGAUUCCCCAAAAAUUUUAUUAAUUGACGAUGUGACAAUUCCAACCCAAGAUACAAAUCAGGUUCCUCCUUAGUCUCUACUGAGAGAAAUUACCUUUUUUUAAUAUACUCAGUGAAACUCUGCAAUCAGAUCAGAAGUUGGAUGAAAUAUUCAUUUUCUUCAAUAAUCAGGGGGCUAAAGUUUUGUUUUUCAGUUUCAUGCGUUUUUUACCAUAUUAUUGGUUUCUAAGGAAUCUGAGGUAUAUCGUAUUCAAAUCAUCGAAGAGACAAUUUUUUUUUUAAUGUUCCAUCUCGACAGCUCAACAAAUGAACUUUCUUUAGAAAAAAGUUGACCAACCCGGACCCCAGGGUUCUGAGUGAGAACCAUUAAAACCAGAGUUUGGUAGGAUCGCUGUGGUUUGGUAUGUGUAUUCCUAAUAUUAAAAUAAAAAUAAAAUAGAUUGCAUGUGGUUUGGUAUGUUACAUUUAUGACAUGUUCAGGUCAUAAAAGCACAAGGCUUACUUGGUCAUGUGGUGGUGACAUUCUUCUUUGCAGUCUUACUGGGAAAUCACCUCAGAGAGUUACUUUGAAUACAUCAAGGAGUACGUUGUUGGCAUUGGUCCAUGGAAAGAUACUGUUGUGCCCCCGCAGAAUAAUUAUUUGUCCACGCCUACUGAUCUUGUGGCCAAAGCACAUGCGUAUGAUCUACAGGUACGUUUGAUUAGAACCUACGGUGAUAAGAGAUCGGAAUAUUUUUCUUUUUCUCUGAAAUGAAGUGAUUGGAGUGGUAGAUUUCUUUUGUGCUAUUUUGUUGUAUGCUAAAUUUCGAUCUGUUAUACUAAUUUAACAUUGGGAAAAGAAAAAUAAAAUGCUGUGAUUAUACAGAUGGUUCUGUCAUUAUUGGCAACUAAUUGAGUUAGAUGGUAUAAUUUCUGGCGAUUGCUCAUAGCUCACAUGUAGUACUUCAUUUCUGUUGUGGUGGAAACAUUCUAAACUCGUAUGGUCCAAUUGGUGUUAUCCAUAUUAUCAAUUUGUGAUGCUCAACCUAUUCAAGCUGUUGACUUCUGAUCAAAACUUUUUAAAAAGCAUCUCACGUAGAAAAGCGUCCAUUUUUAGGGCUAGGAAGGUAAAAUCAGGGUUUUUUUUCCUCUCAAUAUUCACACUAUAACUAGAUAUUGUCAGAAGAAAUAUUCAUGUAUAUCGCUCUUAUUGUUAUAAUGAAAGCAUUUCCUAUCACAAGAAUGCGAUUACAAUGACUCGUGCUGGUUUUAUUUCCUGGCAUUCUAUCCGAGCCUUCACUUAUUUCUCGUUCUUGGUUUUUAAUAUUAAUCUUUAUUUUAUGAAUUACUAUAUUAUUGAAAAACAUUCUUUGAACUUAUUAAAAAGUUAUUUAGAUCAUUUUUUAUUACUCAGAUUAUCUCAAUUAUCAGAAAACGAUCUUACUAACUAUUUAUCGUGCUUGAAUCAAAAGGUUUUUAUCCCUUGCCUCUUUUUGUUGACCUGAGUUGACUUCAUGAUUGGUCGUUGACUACGUGCACGAGUAAGUUUAUCUUCAUCUCUUUCGCUGGCUACGCACGAGAUGCUUUUUCUUGGCUGCCCGCUUUGACUAGCCUUCUCCAAUCCGACUUCUAAUAAGAUCCGAGCAGAGUCUUCAGGAUGAGAGAGAAGUAGUGAGCCUGAUUAGUGGACCCCAAUGGAUCUUCCGCAGGUGCACCCCUACACGUACAGGAACGAGAACCAGUUCCUGCACUUUGACUUCCACCAGGAUCCGUACGCAGAAUACGAGUUCUGGAUAAACCAGAUGGGCGUGGACGGCUUGUUCACGGACUUCACCGGCAGCCUCCACAGGUACCAGGAGUGGACCUCUUUCGCGGCCGCCCCCAACGCCAGCGCCGCCGAUCGGCUGCUCCACAGGAUCUCGCUACUGAUCGACGCCUAUCGCGGGAAGUAG
Spirodela intermedia is the source of this 5885-nucleotide messenger RNA. Lineage: Eukaryota; Viridiplantae; Streptophyta; Magnoliopsida; Alismatales; Araceae. The record is from the annotation of a GenBank genome assembly.